Molecule: messenger RNA, 11136 nt
Organism: Cercocebus atys (sooty mangabey)
Lineage: Eukaryota; Metazoa; Chordata; Mammalia; Primates; Cercopithecidae
Gene: ZNF197
Product: zinc finger protein 197
Exons: 8
Coding region: 1012-4101 (1029 amino acids)
Biological process (GO): regulation of transcription by RNA polymerase II
Molecular function (GO): DNA-binding transcription factor activity, RNA polymerase II-specific; RNA polymerase II cis-regulatory region sequence-specific DNA binding
Source: RefSeq, a predicted model, not a curated record
CAACAUAAACAGAGUAACAAGAACCUUGCUCAUUCAAUAAACAUUCAUCUACGACCUAUGUGGCUUCAGCUUUGUACUAGGUGCUAAAUACAUGGGAUCCAUGCAGACAUGGCCUUUGCCCUGUUGGAGACUUGUUCCAACCAUAGUCCCAUAUAGGGGUGUCAAUUCCAGAAGUCCAAACCUAAGAGACUGAAGACCAAAGAGAGGAUCAGAGUUCCAGUUUCCUUUAUACAUACCUCACUUUACCCAGGGUAAUGGACAGCUAGAAUAACCUCCUCUUUCAGGGGAGAGAUGUCCCUACCAUUUGCACAUUACCUUGCACCUUCAACUUGAUUACUAUUUAAUAUCAUAGCUCCAAUAUGUCAUCAUGUGCGCAAGAGAUACACCACAGUAAGCGAAUUCACAAGAGGGUGAUUUAUAAGCCAUGUUAUUAUUUAUUAUGAGAAAUAAUGUUAUGAGAACUGCAUAGGUUCAAGAAGAGACCAGAAAAGUCACCUACUAGAUCAUUCAGACAUGAAGGUUACUCCCUAUCAACCUCAAUUGAAAUGCAAAUCAAAACAGAAAUGUCCAACUCUCUUAGGAGGCAACAAGCAUCCUGAGACCCUGGGUCCUGUCUUUCAUCUCUGCACCCUUCCGGUCUGAAACAGCGGCCAGUUCUUGUUUGAUGUAAGGAAUAGUAGUACCCAAGGGCUCAGGAGUUCCGCCUCUCUUCUCCAGCUCUAGGAAAAAAAACGAACCAUAGAGAUGUGGUUUCCUAGAGAUCCGGGAUGAGGGGGGCGGUGCAACCGGAAGUCGCAGUAUCCUCGGCUCGGCCAUUAUUCUGUGCCUCGGCUGCCGCAAGGGCUAGUUCCUGUGUCAUCUCCUAGCGGCCUGGCGCCGAGGCGGCGGUACCCAAGGCUGGAGCCGCAGCGGGAGCCCCCGAUCUUGUAGAUGAUACUCUCCAAGCUCUAAGGAAGAAGUCAAGCAUUAAGGAGACCUGGACUGGAGAGGAGCCUUUUUCAAAAAACAACAAUGACAAGAGAAAAUUGGGCCCACAAUGCUCUGAGACAAGAGGGCCUUGUGAAGGGGAAGGAUGAUACCUGGAAAUGGGGAACCAGCUUCCAAGGAAGCAGCUCCUCUGUUUGGGAGACCUCCCACCUACACUUUAGACAAUUACGUUACCAUGAGACAUCUGGACCCCAGGAGGCCCUGAGCCGGCUCAGGGAACUCUGUCGCCGGUGGCUGAGACCAGAAGCACGCACCAAGGCACAGAUCCUGGAGCUGCUGGUGCUGGAGCAGUUUCUGAGCAUCCUGCCUGGGGAGAUUCGGACCUGGGUACAGCUCCAUCACCCUGGAAGUGGCGAGGAGGCUGUGGCCCUGGUAGAGGAGCUGCAGAAAGACCUUGAUGGACCAGCAAUACAAGUUCCAGUCCUUGUCCAGGAUCAGGACACUCUCCAGAAGGCGGUGAGUGCCCCAGGAACAACACUUCCUCCUGUACUUCCUGGCAGCCACAUAGCAGCUGAAAUUUGCCCGCAUCCUCCUACUGACCUAGUGGCAUUCAACCUCCAGGAUCCUCAGCAUGAUUCUCCUGCCCCUGAAGCUUCUGCCCUUUCCCAGGAAGAGAACCCAAGAAAUCAAUUAAUGGCACUUAUGCUCCUAACAGCCCAGCCCCAGGAGUUGGUGAUGUUCGAGGAGGUGUCAGUAUGCUUCACUUCAGAGGAAUGGGCAUGUCUGGGCCCAAUCCAGAGGGCCUUGUACUGGGAUGUGAUGCUGGAGAAUUAUGGAAAUGUGACCUCUCUAGAAUGGGAGACCAUGACUGAGAAUGAGGAGGUGACAUCAAAGCCAAGUAGUUCUCAAAGAGCAGACUCUCAUAAAGGAACAUCAAAAAGACUUCAAGGAAGUGUUCCCCAGGUCCUUGAUUUUGAAGAAGAGUGUGAAUGGCAAGUUUUGGCAAGUCAGUGGGGAAAUGAAACAGAUGAAAGGGCAGAUACAGUGAAGAAAGGUUCCCUGUGUGAACGAGACAAGAAGAAAAGGACUCCACCAGAGAAACAAGGCCAAAAGUGGAAGGAAUUUGGAGACAGCUUGACUUUCAGUUCAGCUAUUUCUGAAACUUUAAUAGGUACUGAAGGAAAGAAGUUUUAUAAAUGUGAUAUAUGUUGUAAGCAUUUUAAUAAAAUCUCCCAUCUUAUAAACCAUCGGAGAAUCCACACUGGUGAGAAACCUCAUAAAUGUAAGGAAUGUGGAAAAGGCUUUAUUCAGCGUUCGAGCCUUCUAAUGCAUUUACGGAACCAUUCAGGGGAGAAACCUUAUAAAUGUAAUGAAUGUGGGAAAGCAUUUUCUCAAAGUGCUUACCUUCUAAACCAUCAGAGGAUCCACACUGGGGAGAAACCUUAUAAGUGUAAAGAGUGUGGAAAGGGCUUCUAUAGACACUCAGGCCUAAUUAUACAUCUAAGGCGCCAUUCAGGGGAGAGACCUUAUAAGUGUAAUGAAUGUGGGAAAGUUUUCUCUCAGAAUGCUUACCUCAUUGACCAUCAGAGGCUCCACAAAGGGGAAGAACCUUAUAAAUGUAACAAGUGUCAGAAAGCUUUCAUUCUGAAGAAAAGCCUCAUUCUGCACCAGAGAAUCCACUCUGGGGAAAAACCCUAUAAAUGUGAUGAAUGUGGAAAGACCUUUGCUCAGACCACUUACCUUAUUGACCAUCAGCGACUCCACAGUGCAGAGAACCCUUACAAGUGUAAAGAAUGUGGAAAAGUUUUCAUUCGAAGUAAAAGCCUCCUCUUACAUCAGAGAGUCCACACAGAAAAGAAAACCUUUGGUUGUAAAAAGUGUGGGAAGAUUUUCAGUUCUAAGUCAAACUUCCUUGACCAUAAGAGGAUGCACAGCAGAGAGAAACCUUAUAAAUGCACUGAAUGUGGGAAAGCCUUUACUCAAAGUGCUUACCUUUUUGACCACCAGAGACUCCACAAUGGGGAGAAGCCCUAUGAAUGUAAUGAAUGUGGGAAAGUUUUUAUUCUGAAGAAGAGCCUCAUUUUACAUCAAAGGUUCCACACUGGAGAGAAUCUCUAUGAAUGUAAAGAUUGUGGCAAGGUCUUCGGUUCAAACAGAAACCUCAUUGACCAUGAGAGACUCCACAAUGGGGAGAAGCCAUAUGAAUGUCAGGAGUGUGGGAAAACCUUUAUUAUGAGCAAAAGUUUUAUGGUCCAUCAGAAACUCCAUACACAAGAGAAAGCCUACAAAUGUGAAGACUGUGGGAAGGCUUUCAGUUACAAUUCAAGCCUGCUUGUACAUCGGAGAAUCCACACUGGAGAAAAACCCUUUGAAUGUGGUGAGUGUGGAAGAGCUUUCAGUUCAAACAGAAACCUCAUUGAGCAUAAGAGAAUCCACAGUGGUGAGAAACCCUAUGAGUGUGAUGAGUGUGGCAAAUGCUUCAUUCUGAAGAAAAGCCUCAUUGGACAUCAGAGAAUUCACACGAGGGAAAAAUCUUAUAAAUGUAAUGACUGUGGGAAAGUCUUCAGUUACCGCUCAAACCUUAUAGCCCAUCAGAGGAUCCACACUGGCGAGAAGCCCUAUGCAUGCAAUGAGUGUGGAAAAGGUUUUACCUACAACAGAAACCUAAUUGAACAUCAAAGAAUUCACAGUGGAGAAAAAACCUACGAAUGUCUUAUAUGUAGGAAAGUCCUUACCUCUAGUAGAAAUCUUAUGGUACAUCAAAGAAUCCACACUGGAGAGAAACCUUAUAAAUGUAAUGAGUGUGGAAAAGACUUUAGUCAGAAUAAAAACCUUGUUGUACAUCAGAGAAUGCACACUGGGGAAAAACCUUAUGAGUGUGAGAAGUGUAGGAAAUCCUUUACUUCUAAGAGGAAUUUAGUUGGCCACCAGAGAAUUCACACAGGGGAGAAACCCUAUGGGUGUAAUGAUUGUAGUAAAGUUUUUAGGCAAAGAAAAAACCUUACUGUACAUCAGAAAAUCCACACAGAUGAAAAACCUUGUGAAUGUGAUGUGUCUGAAAAAGAAUUCUGUCAGACUUCCAGCAUUCAUCUUCAACAGAAGAUCCAUACCAUUGAGGAAUUGUCUUGGCUACAAAACACCCAUGAGUCCAAGAUUGAGAUUCAGAAAAUCUAGUGUCAUAUAUAAAAUGGAAUAGAAUCCCUGCCUACUUAAGUAACUGUUGGACAAAUGAUACAUAUUUCUUCUAAGAAAAAAGUUUAUUAUUUACUCUUUAAUAGACAAAUGAGUCGCAUAUAGAAGAAAGUUAAUAGGCCGGGCAUGGUGGCUCACACCUGUAAUCUCAGCAGUUUGGGAGGCCGAAGCGAGUGGAUCACCUGAGGUCAGGAUUUCGAGCCCAGCCUGACCAACAUAGUGAAACCCCGUCUCUACUAAAAUACAAAAAUUAUCCAGGCAUGGGGGCACAUGCCUGUAAUCCCAGCUACUCAGGAGGCUGAGGCAGGAGAAUCACUUGAACCCAGGAGGGCGGAGGUUGCAGUGAGCUGAGAGCAUGCUAUUGCACUCCAGCCUGGGCAACAAGAGCAAAACUCUGUCUGAAAAAAUAAAAGAAAGUUCAUCCCAACUUUCAAGUCUACAAAAACAUAAUUCAAAUCUAAUAACAUAGUUGUAAAUGACAGCAACAAUAUCUUUGUAUGAAAAAGUAGACAUGGGCUGGGUGCAGUGGCUCACUCCUGUAGUCCCAGGACUUUGGGAGGCUGAGGUGGGAAGAUCACUUGAGCCCAGGAGUUGGAGACAAACUUGGGCAACAUAGGGAGACCCAUCUUUAGUAAAUAAAAAUAAAUUUAUUAAUAAAAUUAAAAAUUUAAUCAUAAAAAGUGGACAUUGGUUUUUAAAAUGUGUAUAGUAUGCAUUUUAAAGAUAGCGUCACUGCUAUAGAAAACCUGAAGACAGUAUGAUCCAGAAUGGUCAGGUGUGGAGUUGAGUGGACAAGAGUCUGCUGAUGAGGACAACCUAAGAAGAGCACUGGAUUUGGAAUCAGAAGACCUACCUUUGAUUCCUGGCUUUCCCUUAAUGGCCAUGUGAUGUUAUUAAGUCAGCCCUAAAGCCUCAGUUUCCUGUCAAAUGUUGACAUGAUACCUACCUCACAGGGUUGUUGUGAGGGUUACAUGAAAGGAUCUUUGUGAAAGUGCUUUUUGAAAUCAUUCAGUUGUCAAUAAAGUUGGAUAAAAGAGGUUAUGGUCAAAGUUUAAAACAUGGGAUCACGUAAGUUUGUGUAUUAAGUCAAUAUUAGAAUGAGGGGGAUUCUAUGAACCUAAAAGAUGCUCAUUUUUGUAAGAGGAAGUAUGGUGAAUAGCUAACUGGAAUUUAGUGCUGUAAGAAUAAUUUUUUUAAUUUACCUUUAAAAAUAAGGGAGUUAAUAGAUUAUAUAUCUAGUUUAUGUGUAUGGAAAAAAUGUUAUGGCCAGCCAUUAACAGUGAUGCUAAGGAAAACAAUUUAUUUUCCAGCUUUUGAAUUUGAAACUUAACAGAUGUAGAGUGUUAAAAUGGAAGGGCAGUGGUACCCUGCUUUCCCUAUCCAGAGGGAAAAAAUCCUUGACCGAGCAGUUGAGCUGAUGAUCCCCGCCACAGUCAUUGCCAAUUCUAAUCAAUAUUUCAUCAUUGCUGUCAAAUGAUAGCCUGUUACUCAUGAAACAGCAUUCUGUCCCAGCACUAAAUUUACUGGGUCAUAAAUUUUUCUUACGGAGCCAAGCUCUUCACUGAUUAAGCCAAUGCAGUCAGUGCCCAUUAACCCCUGUGAACCAUUCUGUGUCCUUGAGUACAUUUGUAGGUUUUAACUCAGUCUAUAUUUUUGAGUUGGUAAUUUUUAUGUUGUAAUUCUCAAAGUUCUGUUUCUGUAGCUGGACUGUGAAUAAUAUCUGAAUAUGAAGAUUAUGUUUUUUAAUAAUGUCAGAGUGGUAUUUUGAUUAUCAUAAAUGUUACUAAUUCAACCGCACAGUUCUUGGGGGCUGGUUCCUCAUUAGAAUGAAAGGUAACCAAGAGUGAAAACUGAAAGGGGCCUAAGGCUUAAAGUCUUAAGACCUAGAUGUGGGUCACGUUUUGCCAUCUGCCUCAGAAAAAAUCUCUUCAGUUCUUGGAGCCUUGAAUUCCUCAUCUGUCAAACAGGAGGAAGAAUAUCUACCUCACAAAGUUCUUAUGAGAUAAUGAAUAUGAAAAUGCUUCAUCUAUGUUGUAGAAGAAUCACCCCAGCUUAUAUAAUAAUUGCAAAGGACAUAUGUAGUUUAACAGUAGAGACUGCUGUCAUUUGCCUCUUCAGCAAGUAACAAAAUGUAACAUUGCUUAGAUUGAGACAGCCCACAUAAUGUGCCACCUCCUGUGAUGUAAUAAGCUGAAAAAUGUUCAACCUGAAUUUCAUUAAGCUUCUUGGACCUCAUUGCCAGGUUACAGGAAAUACAGGAGGCAGAGGAACAAAUAAAAGACACCACGAGAAACAAAUCCAGAACAUGGAAUAUUGUAUAAGAAAGCUGCCCUGGAUUCUUCUUCAAAAUAUGAUGAUGAUGAAAAAGAGAGGGGACUGAAAAUUGUUCAAGCUGUCUGAGUCUACUGUGAGUUUAUUAUGCCAUUCUCUGCUUUUGUGUAUGUAUGAAAAUUUCCAUAUGAAAGGUAUAAAACAUGGAUGAGGAGGCUUGUUUUUAAAAGAUGAUACUAAAGAGCCAUUAGAUACUAAGAACCAGAAAUAGACUCACAUAAAUGGCCAAUUGAUUUUUGACAGGGGCAAAAGCAAUUCAAUGGAGGAGGGAUAGCCUUUUCAGCAAAUACUGUUGGAGCAAUUGGAUAUCCAUAGGCAGUAAACCAACAACUUCAGGACCCAGGACUGAGCUAAGAAGGCUCAGAUGACUCAAAAGCAUGCUCCUUGGAAGGAAAAAAAAAUGUUAAAUUGGACUUCAUCAAAAUUAAGAUAAUUUGCUCUGUAAGAGACAUUUUUACAAAGAUGAAAAGAUAUUACAAGUUGGGAGAAAAUAUCUGCAAAUCAUAUCCAACAAAGGAUUUGUAUGUAAACUACAUAAAGAACUUUCAAAAUUUAACAGUAAUAAGUAAAUACAAUUAGAAAAUAAAAGACAUUUCACUGAAGUAUACAUAGCAAAUAAGCAAAUGAAAAAAUGUUCAACAUCAUUAGGCAUGAGGGAAAUGCAAAGGAAAAUCAUGAGAUAUCACCACAUUCCUAUCAGAAUAGCUAACUUUUUUUUUUUUUUUUAAUGGUGGUAACUGCUGGCAAGGAUGCAGAGAAACAGGAUCUGAUACUGUUUCUCUGGAAAUGUAAAAUGGUAUAGCCACUCUGGAAUAUAAUUUGGCAGUUUCUUGUAAAACCAAACAUGUGUAUGUCAUGCCUCAAGAAUUGCACUCCUGAGCAUUUAUCCCAGAGAAAUGAAGACUUGCGUUCACACAAAAACGUGUAUAUGAAUGCUCAUAGCAGCUUUAUUUGUAAUGGUCAAAACCUGUAGGCAACCCAUAUAUCCUUCCUUAGAUGGUUAAAACAAAUUGUGGUUUAUGUAUUACCAUGGAAUACUUGUUACUCCGCAAUAAAAUUGACUGACUUAUUGAUAUCCGUAACAACUCAAAUAAAUUUCAAGAAAAUUAAUGCUGAGUGAAAAUAAUCACAAAAGACCAUGUUGUGUAUGAAAAUGUUCAUAUAACAUUCUCAAAAUGAUAAAACUAUAGAGAUGAAAAAUGAAUUAAUGGUUGCCAAAGGUUAGGGAUGGUGGGAGGGAAAAUGGGGAGAGGGUUGGAUGUAACUAUAAAGAGGUAGCACCAGGAAAGUCUUGAUGGUGAUGGAACACUAGUGUAUCUUGAUUGUAGUGGUGGUUAGACAAAUCUGUAUGUGCUAAAAAUGACAAAAGUAUACACACAUACUGUACCAAUGUUGAUUUCCUUUUUCAUAUUAUGUAAGAUGUAACCAUGAGGGGAAAGUGGGUGAAGGGUGUUAUUUUUGCAUCUUCCUGUGAAUCUAUCAUUUCAAAAUAAAAAGUAAAAACCAACAAUGACAACCAAAACCCAAAACUAAAGAGCCAUAACCAAAUAAAGUGUGUGAAACUGAUUUGAAAAAAAAGUUAUACAUGUUUCAAGACAAUUGGGAAAUUUGAAUAUGAUUGGUUAUUAGAUGGUAUUAGGGAAUUUUUGUUGAUUUUCUUACCUGUGACGGUGAUGGUAGUUUGAAGAAUAUUCUUAAUCUUAUGAGAUGCAUGUUGAAGUAUUUGGAAUUAAUGUUCUGAUGUUUACAACUUAAAAAAAAAAAAAAGAUUUUAAGUACGUAUUGAGAGAUCAGGCAAACAUAGCAAAAUGUUCGUUGUUGAGUCCAGAUGGAAAAUACGGGUAUUCAAUGUGCCAUACUUUCAACUUUUAUGUACUCUGAUAUUUUCAAAAUAAAAUAUUUGAGGGGAAAUUAUCAGGGCUUUUUACAGAUUAAUGCUGUGUAGCUUCAGGCUCUUGGGUGCGCGCCACGCCUGAGUGUUCUAUCCCUGCUUGGGGAUGCGCCCCUCCCUGAGGCUCACUUAGAGCUUCCAACCGCACAAUCCUCCUAAGCGUUUCGCCCCAUCCCUGGUGUGGGGCGACACUGGACACCCAUCGAGAGGAAAGCACCUCCGAGAUUCCUAGAGAGGCCGGCUUGGCUACUUGGGGAGCCGGAAGCCCAUCCCGAGACACUUCCUGUCCGGUCAUUGUUCUCGUACCGAUGGGAGCUGAGGUCCCGGUCAGCCGGCCUCAUGCUGCAGAGCCAGUGAACUCAGGUCGGGCUUCUCAGCUGCGAACAUAGGCAGUACUCAUCUUGGCCCUGGAAAGAAACUCAAGAAGAAGCUUUUGAAACAUAAAGCUUAGAUGGGGUUUGACCUCUGCUGGGCAGCUCCCAUCUGUAUGAGUUCCCCUGCUGAGCAGAGAAGAUGACUGCAGAAUUGAGAGAAGCCGUGGCCCUAGCUCCAUGGGGCCCAGUGAAGGUGAAAAAGGAGGAGGAGGAAGAAGAAAACUUCCCAGGUCAGGCAUCCAGCCAACAAGUGCACUCUGAGAACAUCAAAGUCUGGACCCCAGUGGAGGGUCUUCAGACAGGCCUUGAUGGAUCAGAAGAGGAAGAAAAGGUGAUGAAACCAAGAACCUACAGUUACUGGUUCCAAAAACUGAGAUAUGUGAGGAAGCUGAAAAACCCCUCAUCAUAUCAGAAAGAAUCCAGAAAGCUGAUCCUCAAGGACCUGAGUUAGGAGAAGCUUGUGAAAAAGGAAACAAGUUAAAGAGGCAGAGAAUAAAGAGGGAAAAGAAAGAUUUCAGACAAGUGAUAGUGAAUGACCGUCAGUUAUCUGAAAGCUUCAAAGAAGAAGAAAACCAGAAAUGUAAGAAAUCUGGGGGAAAAUACAGCCUUAAUUCUGGCGCUGUUAAAAAUCCAAAAACCCAGCUUGGGCAAAAGCCUUUUACAUGUAGCGUGUGUGGGAAAGGAUUUAGUCAGAGUGCAAACCUCGUUGUGCAUCAGCGAAUCCACACUGGAGAGAAACCCUUUGAAUGUCAUGAGUGUGGGAAGGCCUUCAUUCAAAGUGCAAACCUCGUUGUGCAUCAGAGAAUCCACACUGGACAGAAACCUUAUGUUUGCUCAAAAUGUGGGAAAGCCUUCACUCAGAGUUCAAAUCUUACUGUACAUCAAAAAAUCCACUCCUUAGAAAAAACUUUUAAGUGCAGUGAAUGUGAGAAAGCCUUUAGUUACAGCUCACAACUUGCUCGGCACCAGAAAGUCCACAUUACAGAAAAAUGCUAUGAAUGUAAUGAAUGUGGGAAAACAUUUACUAGGAGCUCAAACCUCAUUGUCCACCAGAGGAUCCACACUGGGGAGAAGCCCUUUGCUUGUAACGAUUGUGGCAAAGCCUUUACCCAGAGUGCAAAUCUCAUUGUACAUCAGCGAAGCCAUACUGGUGAGAAGCCAUAUGAGUGUAAAGAGUGUGGGAAAGCCUUUAGUUGUUUUUCACACCUUAUUGUGCACCAGAGAAUUCACACUGCAGAGAAACCUUACGACUGCAGCGAAUGUGGGAAAGCCUUCAGUCAGCUCUCUUGCCUUAUUGUCCACCAGAGAAUUCACAGUGGAGAUCUUCCUUACGUAUGUAAUGAAUGUGGGAAGGCCUUCACAUGUAGCUCAUACCUACUUAUUCAUCAGAGAAUUCAUAAUGGAGAAAAACCUUACACAUGUAAUGAGUGUGGGAAGGCCUUCAGACAGAGGUCGAGCCUCACCGUGCACCAGAGAACCCACACCGGGGAGAAGCCCUAUGAAUGUGAGAAGUGUGGUGCAGCUUUCAUUUCCAACUCACACCUCAUGCGACACCACAGAACCCAUCUUGUUGAAUAACAAGUAAGGAAGAGGAAGACCUCCAGCAUUGGUCAUAACCUUCUGCCUCCCUAAUGAGACACCUCUUUGCUGUUUUCUUCCUCCUCUAUAAAAGUGAGGGCUAUGUCCUUAAAAGUUAGAGUUUUCAGGAAUGCAGCACAAAACACAAGAAAAGCAUUUCAGAGGCUAAUUUAAAGAAAACAAAAAGUAAGCACCUAAAGGCAAGGACUUUGUUUUAACUGUACCUUAAGCGGUCAUGUUUUCUGAAGUGGAAUGUGGCUUUCUUAGGAAUGGGUCAUACAAAGUUAAGUGGUAAUGAUGCUAUUUGGGGAAAGGUCUUUUUUGCUUAAUUUUGUUUUUUAAAACUCUGAUGAUUGCUUAAGCAACAGGCAGGUUAUCUGCCUGGUUGAAUUCUGGUUGAACUGUGUAUUCUAAUAUUUCUGGUUAAGUGGUGACUAGGUAAGGAAACCACUUGGGGUAUCAGUUCAACAAUUCACUUAUGAACGUUUAUAAGCUUUCCAUUUCCUAGGUAAUUUUUAGAAAGUCAGUCAAAACAAAAAAACUUUACUGAAAAUGGACAGAAAUAGGAAAUGGACUUUUUCCUUACUGUCUAUACCUCUUGAACCUUGGUAUUGUAAAAAUCUGGGGACCUCUGAGUCUAUUCUGACCAUUCCCUAGUCUGCAUGGCCAAGCACUCAAGGAUUGAUGGACACCACACACCAGCUAUAUUCAUUUGCCCAGAUCAACAGCUCCUUCUCCAAACAUCUCAAGCCCCCAAUUCCCAUCACAUUCCAUUUGGGUGAGAUGCAACUAACAGCCCCUUCCUGGAUAAAGGAGUCAAAGAAUAAAGCUUGCCUAGAGGCA